Gamsiella multidivaricata is the source of this 533-nucleotide messenger RNA. RefSeq names its product splicing factor 3B subunit 5/RDS3 complex subunit 10. Gene Ontology annotation, biological process: mRNA splicing, via spliceosome. Gene Ontology annotation, cellular component: precatalytic spliceosome; U2 snRNP. The record is from RefSeq and is a predicted model, not a curated record. Lineage: Eukaryota; Fungi; Mortierellomycota; Mortierellomycetes; Mortierellales; Mortierellaceae. The transcript has 5 exons. Bases 137 to 388 code for a protein of 83 amino acids.
UCUCGGCUGAGCUUUCCACCUGUUAAGUAAUCGGAGAAAAUAUACUGGUGACGUAGACUGGGCGGAGAAACAUAUCUCUUGCACCACUCGCCUCUUUGCUUACCACUUCAAUAUAUCGCAACCCAACAGACAAACAAUGGAUCGUUCCAAUUUGAACAGCCAACUGGAGCAUUUGCAGUCGAAAUAUGUCGGCACAGGACACGCAGACACCAGCAAAUACGAGUGGGGCGUGAACCAGGCGAGAGACACAUAUGCAUCGUACAUUGGACACUAUCCCAUGCUUGCAUACUUUGCUGUUGCCGAGAACGAAAGCAUAGCCCGCGUCAAGUUCAAUAUCACAGAGAAAAUGCUCCAGCCUUGUGGACCACCUCCAGAGAGGAGAGAGUAGACGCUUGGCAACAUUUCGAUCACACUAGUUAUAUCGACCUGUAUUUUUAUCAUUUACUAAAGAACGUGGCGACAUACCAAUCGCCCAGACUACCGCAUAUAUCUAUCUUAUUUCAGAGAAAUCCAAGGACUGCAAGAAAGAUGCA